AUGUAUCUAGAGGAGAUGUCGCUCAACACCCACAGGGCUGAGGAGGUGAAAAACAAGUCUCGGACAUCGCAAGAGGAGAACAAAGAAGGCUACGAGAUCCCACAACAAAAAGAGCUCAGUCCUUGCCUGGCUUGGAACUUGGUCAAUCUGGUGAACCUAAGGAAGAGUGACCAGCUGCUGUUCCUCAGAGGCAUUUGGGUGCCUCAGAUGGGAGCGAGCCCCCGCUUUGUCCUUUUUUACUGUGCAUUCCUGAUGGUUUGGUCCCAGGCUGCGGUCGGAAGGCACACAGGUAAGAGGCAUGUUCCAACCAAGCAAAACCACUCCAGGAAGUUGUCUAGCCUGAUGAAGAACUCUGGAGAACUCCAACGCUUGCACACAUUUCUGUGGGAUUUUGGUUGCCUGAUAAAGGAAAGGACGCAAACCCUCCUGAGGAAAUGGUACCUCCAGGACCCAUAUCUGAACCCUUCCCGUAAAAGACACCUGGCCCAGGCCACAGGGCUCACCCCCACCCAGGUGGGGAACUGGUUUAAAAACCGCCAGCAGAGAGACCGUGCAGUGUUGGCCAAGCACAGGACAGCAAAGGAACCAGAGGUCUCAAUGAAGACAAUGAAGCUGGACAGCGUGGGGAUGUAGGCACCGCCUGGAACACAACGGGGGCCAUGUGUGGAAGGCCCCACAACCACAAUGCGAAUGACAAAGCUCUCCCAACCAACCACCCCCUCCAAUCUCAACACACUCACACAGACACACUUUCUGCAGAGGGCAAAAGGAGAGCGUCGUAGUGGAUGGCGCAGCCUAAGGAGCAUUGAGAAGCUGGCCUUUGGGGAAGAAGCCCUGCCUGUCGAUAUCAGAAGAGUGAAAGAAGCCC
Messenger RNA from Rhineura floridana, 868 nucleotides. RefSeq lists its product as uncharacterized. The record is from RefSeq and is a predicted model, not a curated record. The transcript has 5 exons. Gene Ontology annotation, biological process: eye development; regulation of transcription by RNA polymerase II. Gene Ontology annotation, molecular function: RNA polymerase II cis-regulatory region sequence-specific DNA binding; DNA-binding transcription factor activity, RNA polymerase II-specific. Gene Ontology annotation, cellular component: transcription regulator complex; nucleus. The coding region runs from base 1 to 633 and encodes 210 amino acids. Lineage: Eukaryota; Metazoa; Chordata; Lepidosauria; Squamata; Rhineuridae.